Messenger RNA from Colletotrichum spaethianum, 1149 nucleotides. Its product is annotated as zinc transporter zipt-7.1. Lineage: Eukaryota; Fungi; Ascomycota; Sordariomycetes; Glomerellales; Glomerellaceae. Gene Ontology annotation, biological process: transmembrane transport; zinc ion transport. Gene Ontology annotation, molecular function: metal ion transmembrane transporter activity. The record is from RefSeq and is a predicted model, not a curated record. Gene Ontology annotation, cellular component: membrane. The transcript has 3 exons. The coding region runs from base 1 to 1149 and encodes 382 amino acids.
AUGGGAGGGCUAUUGUUGUUGCUCUUGCUGAGCUCGCAACUCCGCUUGAUCUCCAGCGUGGGCGUUGGCAUCUUGGUCGGGACGUCGAUGAUUGUAAUUAUACCCGAAGGCAUCGAAGCCGUCACGACUACCGGCGGGCACUCGCAUACUAAGAGGAACUUGUUGAGUGCGUCAGGCAAGCAAGGGGCGCUCGAUGUGCGGUGGGCGGCAGGCGACGAUGUCCCCCAACUGGCGACCGCCCCCAGGUCCACGAGAAUAGCGGAGGAGCUUCAUACCCUCGGCCGUGAUGUCGAGGAUAUUCCAAGGCUGCGCAGUCGAGAGGAGCAGGGCGAACACGGCCAUGAGCAGCCUCCAACCGGCCCGCCGGGCCCCGAACCCCACCACGACGAAGAGAAGCACAACGAAGUGCCGACGUUCUACAUCGGUCUCUCCAUGAUCCUCGGCUUCGUCCUCAUGUUCCUGAUCGACAGGCUGCCGCGGCACGCGACGGACCGAAUGCAGUCUGAGCCGCAGAUGCGCCACGUCAGCCUGGACAACCUGGGCGGAUCAUCGACGGUCGGUGAUGAGGAGACGGAGGGCUUCCUCGGCCCUCUGGCGCCCCCACCGAAGCAGUCACGGAGCCUCGCGACAACCAUUGGCCUGGUUAUCCACGCCGCGGCAGACGGCAUCGCCAUGGGGGCGUCUACCUCGACAUCCAACACCAAACUGGGCCUCAUCAUCUUUGUUGCCAUCAUGGUGCAUAAGGCGCCUGCGGCGUUCGGCCUGACGUCGGUUCUCCUCAAGCAGGGGCUCUCCAAGCGGACAGCGCGAGGCCACCUGAUCGUCUUCAGUCUUGCUGCGCCGUUCGGGGCUCUCAGCACGUGGGCAAUUAUCAGGAUCCUGGGUGGCGGCAACUUUGAGGGAGAAUCCGGCCAGUGGUGGACCGGCAUGCUUCUGCUCUUCUCCGCGGGAACGUUCCUCUUUGUCGCGAUGCACGCGAUGCAGGAAGACAGCAGCUCUCCAAAGCACGAACACGGUAGUGGGAUGAACGGCUACUCGGAGGGUGGCGGCGUCCAGAGGGUCCAGCAGCAACCGCAAAUGCGUGAUACGUUUGCGACGGUCGCCGGUAUGCUCUUGCCCCUUCUCACACAGUUUGGGCACCACCAUUGA